AUGGCGGCAAUUCCGGCGACGAAGUUGCGUGACAUCGAUGACCUCCCGAAGAUUCCGGCCAACUACACGGCGUUGACGCCGCUCUGGUUCUUAGAUAGGGCUGCGGCGGUUCAUCCGACGAGGAAAUCGGUGAUUCACGGAUCCCGCGAGUACACGUGGCGGCAGACUUAUGACCGGUGUCGCCGUCUCGCAUCCGCUCUCGCCGAUCGAUCGAUUGGCCCCGGUUCGACGGUGGCGAUAAUUGCACCGAACGUUCCAGCAAUGUACGAAGCUCAUUUCGGAGUACCAAUGUCUGGAGCCGUCUUGAAUACAGUCAACAUCCGUCUCAAUGCCCCAACAGUCGCUUUCCUUCUCGGCCACUCGCAGAGCACUGUUGUAAUGGUGGAUCAAGAGUUCUUUGCUCUGGCAGAGGAAUCUUUGAGUCUUUUGGAGGAGAAAGCCGGAAGCAGCUUCAAACGCCCGCUCCUGAUCGUCAUAGGUGAUCACACCUGUCCUCCCGAGUCACUUAACCAGGCGUUAUCGAAAGGAGCCAUAGAAUACGAGGACUUUCUUGGAACCGGAGACCCAAACUAUCCGUGGCAGCCACCAGCUGAUGAGUGGCAGAGCAUCGCUCUUGGCUACACCUCGGGGACAACCGCUAGCCCGAAAGGAGUGGUGCUUCAUCACCGAGGCGCGUACGUAAUGGCUCUUAGCAAUCCUCUCAUCUGGGGAAUGCUAGAAGGCGCUGUUUACUUGUGGACUCUACCGAUGUUUCAUUGCAACGGUUGGUGUUUCCCUUGGUCCCUUGCUGUGCUCUCCGGUACCAGCAUCUGCCUUCGUCAGGUUACGGCCAAGGACGUGUACUCAAGCAUAGCCAAGUAUAAGGUUACCCAUUUCUGUGCGGCUCCUGUGGUCCUCACCACUAUUGUCAAUGCUCCUAAAGAGGACACGAUCCUUCCUCUUCCCCAUACGGUCCACGUCAUGACCGCAGGAGCUGCUCCUCCACCAUCUGUCCUCUUCUCCAUGAACGAGAAGGGCUUCCGAGUCGCUCACACCUAUGGGCUUUCCGAGACUUACGGUCCUUCCACUGUGUGCGCUUGGAAGCCCGAGUGGGAUUCCCUCCCUCCUCAGACGCAGGCUCAGCUCAAUGCUCGCCAAGGUGUCCGCUAUAUCGGCAUGGAGCAGCUUGACGUCAUCGACACUCAGACUGGAAAACCCGUUCCCGCAGACGGGAAAACCGCCGGAGAGAUUGUUUUCCGAGGGAACAUGGUGAUGAAAGGCUAUCUGAAGAAUCCGGAAGCGAACAAAGAGACGUUUGCUGGUGGUUGGUUUCACUCGGGGGAUAUCGCGGUGAAACAUCCAGACAACUACAUCGAGAUCAAGGACCGGUCAAAGGACGUUAUAAUCUCUGGCGGUGAGAAUAUCAGCAGCGUGGAGGUCGAAAACGUCGUGUACCAUCACCCGGCGGUUCUUGAAGCCUCUGUUGUGGCCAGGCCAGACGAGCGGUGGCAGGAAUCUCCGUGUGCGUUUGUGACGCUUAAGAGCGAUUACGAGAAGCGCGACCAGGGUAAGCUGGCUCAGGAUAUAAUGAAGUUCUGCCGGGAGAAGCUGCCGGCGUAUUGGGUCCCAAAGUCGGUGGUGUUUGGGCCAUUACCGAAGACGGCUACUGGAAAAAUUCAGAAGCAUGUUUUGAGGACUAAGGCCAAAGAGAUGGGACCAGUACCAAGAAGCAGGUUAUAG
Thlaspi arvense is the source of this 1719-nucleotide messenger RNA. The record is from the annotation of a GenBank genome assembly. Lineage: Eukaryota; Viridiplantae; Streptophyta; Magnoliopsida; Brassicales; Brassicaceae.